Odontomachus brunneus is the source of this 1251-nucleotide messenger RNA. It is a transcript of the gene Naam, whose product is annotated as nicotinamidase. The record is from RefSeq and is a predicted model, not a curated record. The transcript has 3 exons. The coding region runs from base 92 to 1090 and encodes 332 amino acids. Lineage: Eukaryota; Metazoa; Arthropoda; Insecta; Hymenoptera; Formicidae. Gene Ontology annotation, molecular function: calcium ion binding.
AUAAGCGAUGUCAUCGCACACGCCAUUAAUAUGAGUAUUGAUUAAACAAAUAGUCUUAGAAACGCGUCAUAGUCGACAGAGCAACGGAGACAUGGACGCAUGUUUUAAUGCCUUUGAUAAGGACGGCGACGGUUUUCUGUCGAUAUCUGAAUUCGAACUUAUUUGUCGCGCGUUAUUUCGUAACGAUCGGGGCAAAAUUUAUGGUUUCGAGGAAAAGCAAUUGCGGGAAGUGUAUUCGAUUUUCGAUCUCAAGGGCGAUGGUAUGAUUGAUAGAGAAGAAUUUGAGAUUUGUUGGAAUCGAUGGAUUAAAACAUGCACUCGACCCAAAAGUGCUUUCUUAAUCGUGGACGUGCAGAACGAUUUCAUAACAGGUUCACUGAAUAUAAAGCAAUGCGCUGCGCAACAUGAUGGUUCGGAAGUGAUCGAACCAAUUAAUCGAAUACUAGAAACCGUGCCGUUCGACGUUGUAUUUUAUUCUUUGGAUUGGCAUCCUGUGGAUCACGUGUCCUUCAUCGACAAUUUACAUCUCAGAGAAGUAGAUAUCAGCAGUGGUAUCUCGAAAGAAGCGGCGCAGGUGUAUGAUACGGUGACAUUCCGCGGACCACCGUUGUUGAAGCAACGCUUAUGGCCGCGUCAUUGCGUACAGGACUCAUGGGGCGCAGAGCUGCAUAAAGAUUUGAAAAUUGUGGAGGAUGCGAUUAAAAUCUACAAGGGCACAAACCCAGAGGUGGAUUCGUACUCAGUAUUCUGGGACAACAAAAAAUUAACAGAGACAACGUUGUCAUCACAAUUGCAGCAAAAAGGCGCUACCGAUAUCUACAUUUGUGGUCUUGCAUAUGACGUGUGCGUGGGAGCAACUGCUGUGGAUGCGCUCACCAGCGGUUAUCGUACAGUAUUAAUUGAUGACUGCAGCCGCGGUGUGGACCUCGUUGACAUCGAGAAAACCAAAGCCACUGUGAUAGCGAGUAAUGGCGUGAUAGUGAACUCCAGUCAGGUGAAAGCAAUGGUAGAGGGAAAAGAUCGCCGACCGGAGCUGGGCUAUAAGCUCGCAUUGGAGAUCAAACACAAGAUGAAUCUCGAUGAAGAAUAAUGUAGUAGCAAGUCUAAUAUAGUCUAUAUUUAGACGCUUUUUUUCAAAUUAAGUCUCCUGGCUACUCACUGCAGCUAUUUUUAUUUAUGACCCCAAAAGCGAAAAAGUAUACGCUCAAAAGUCUUGCAAAAUACGUUGAGAUAAAAAGGUAUAUCUACAAU